Molecule: messenger RNA, 8851 nt
Organism: Varroa destructor (honeybee mite)
Lineage: Eukaryota; Metazoa; Arthropoda; Arachnida; Mesostigmata; Varroidae
Product: band 7 protein AGAP004871-like
Cellular component (GO): plasma membrane
Source: RefSeq, a predicted model, not a curated record
GUCUCCUCCAAGAGAUAGCGGACGAUCGGGACAGUGGUAGCAGCAGCGGCAGCCGCAGUGGUCUCAGCAGCAGCAGCAGCAGCAGCUGCAGCAGUAGGAGAGCAGGGAGACCGCGCAGUCAGACUAGACAGCACGACGAGAGGAAGACGGUACACGGGACGACGACGACGACCAGCAGUCAGUCAGUCAGUCAGUCAGUCGGUCGGUCGGUCGGUCGGUGCGGUGAUCGCAGUCGGUUACUCUACUGUCUCGGUAAGCGACGAGAGAAUACAGCCAGAGCACGAGUGGCCGGAGACAGAGGCAAAGGUGCUGGAGCGCUGAGGCGCUGGAGUGGUGGUGUGGACUGUGGAGAAGAGCUAAUCCGCGAUCCGGCGACGAACCGGCUUGCUUGUCUGCCUACCUGCCGAUCUGAAGCGGAUCGCUGAGCCAGCGAAAUGGGUCGGCGGCCUAGUUUUGUCCGUUCGUAAUUUGAUGUUGUCGUAUACAUGUGUGUGCAGAGGCGAGCGAUCGAACGACGGGCCUGCAGGGACGACGUUAACGAGGAAAACGAUACGCCAUUCUGGUUAGAACUAGUAUGAUAGCGGUGCAGAGGUAAUGACAGCGCUGGUACGCGUUUUCAUAUAGUUUAACGUAAGGAUCCCUGCCACCGAUUCUCAAGAUCGUUUGUCUGGUCCACGGUAGCCAACAGAAACAUUAGCUGGAUUCCGACGAUAGCAGCUGUAAAAGUUUUGGCAUUGAGGCCCCGGUGCAGGAUCAGGAAUCGUAGAAUCAAACCCUAAAGGAAAACUAGUAAGUGAGACGAAGCAAGUGCUGACGCAGUGAUUUUUCCGUCUCUACGGUGCGUGAGAAAGAGAGCAACUUAUAUGACAGCGAAAAAAAAAGAACAACAAGGAUAGAUAAAAAUCACCUGAGACAUGAAUAUAGGAAAAAAAAAAAAGAUAUAAGUUAGGAAAACGGGAAGAACUUUGCGCGAAUCAACUAUGUUGCCCUCGGAAUGCUGGCACUGAAACCCGCGCCGCGCGCAAAGCCGCCUGUAGUGUGGCCAUUUUUACUACAACUGUUAGUACAAUAACUAAUCCUGCAAUCGACGCUCGAAGGUUCGCAACAAACGGGAAAAACAGACCAAAAUCAAAAUACGAAAGAGAAAGGCUGGCAGAGGUACGCGCGUAUAUUGCGUACACACACGUUUCUUCAUUCCAAACCUCUGUUCGUGUUGAGUCUUGUCCUUUCUGGUUAGCUCCGAGUACCGGGUGAGGAUUAUCCAAGCCGGCCAAAAACACCGUUCGUUCGAAAUAUCGCUUGUCGCACCAGCUGAAAAGAAAGGUUAUUAUAAUUAGUUAAUUGUGCAAUAAAUCUAGAAGAGGGAUCCAGCAGUUCUCAGUGCGGGGUUCUCCCUCCCUGCCUCCCUUCCUCUCUCCGCCUAAAAAAGAAAAACACCUGCUACCAAAUCCCGUUGUUCGUUGUAUUCGUCGCCUUCGAAAACAGUUUGCGCCAUUGUGUAAGUGUGUCAUUAUUCAUUUCCUCCGGUUGCCUGGAAGUGUGAGUUAUCCCAAAUGCAGUUGAAUCUUAAAAAUCACUAAUACAGUUGACACUAUCUCUGCACAAUUAUUAUUCAGUAACGACAAGGAAGUUCUUCACCGAUCGACUAAGCGGUGCGUAGUUUAUCACCGGACGUGAGUUGAGGUCAGGUGAGAGUGACAAACGGACUCUGGACGAGUGCAAUGGCCUUGGAGCAGUGACUUGUAUUUCGAUCAGCAUCGUUGUGUGCGUGGAGGACAUUCGGCGCGUGGAAAAGUAAAAGAUAAAAACCAAGAAGGAGCGACGGCAUUAAAAACGGUCAGUGAUGGGGUCACCAGGAAGUUCGGCUUGCAAAGUCGGCGCGAUCAACAACAACUACAGAAACAGCAAGACGACAAGAGUCUGACCGCCGACAGACAGCAUUGUGGAACAACAAACAGCCGCUAACGCGGAGUGGUUCCUGCCAUAUGAGUGUACGUGUGUUGCCUAUAAUGGAUGCGUGCGUGGGUGUCCUGCCGCGAAUGUUGAAAUGACGGAUUGACGGAGUAGAGACUGACGCAUGUUGGAGCGUGACCGGAGGACCGAUUCUGUCCUGUCCGUUUGUAAAUGUGUGUGUGUGUGUAUGUGUGUUCGUGAGCAAGGGGUGCGCGCGUAACUGCGAGAAGUCAACGUUUAUGAGUUAAGUGUUAUAGGGACGACUCACUUGUAUAUGUCGACUCUGUAGAUUAUUGUAAACAAACUCGCGACACAGACAGCACCAAGUCAGUGUUCGUUGUGUAGGGGGGCGAGCAAAUAAACGAUAGUUGCCAGCUAGGAAAGCGAAGAGUCCCAUAAAGGAGACCCUGGGGACCCUCUCCAGCCAGUGGUCGGUCUUCGUUGGCGAUGAGGUGCGGGCUCCAAGUACCCUGGUGGUACUUGCCCGCAUCUUGCGCCACUUAGAAACCGGCUAGAAGAACAUCGAUGGCGAACGUCUGAGGGACGUGGCUGGCGAACGGAUUGAGCGCGACUUAGUAAUCGGUGGACAGCAGACAGGUGGUGCACUUGUUGGCACGGCCUCUUUCUGGCCCAGAAUCAGUGGCAGUCAUGCGGCUCCGGCUAACGGGUACAGCUUCAACAGGACGCCUGAGAAGCUACUCCUGUUCGUCUUCGGCCCGAGCACGGCAUGCUAGCUUCGGUGAAGGUGGCGACCCCAACGUAAGCGGAUGAGCUAGCCGGCCGCCAGGUCACUCGAGCUCGAACGUCAGUCGAUUGAGCCCGGGGCAUUGAUUGUGAGCUUACACAGCAACGGCAGCGCCUCGCGUAGCAGAGCAGCAGCAGCAACACCAGCAACCGCUACGGAAAAAGCAGCAGCAGAGGUGUUGUAUCGUGUUCGGGCAGAAAAAACGGAACAAGUCGAAGAGCGAAGGGGAUUGACAUCGUCGUAAUGAAACGAGUGGCCACAGUAACAGCGAAGACGAUAAAAAAGAAGACUCAAGAUAGAGACGCGACAAUUAGAAUCAAAGAGUGAAACCGAACGGAAAAAGGGAAACAAGGCGGAAAACCAUUUAAUACGGCAUACAGUACGAUAUACACGGUACGAGACCAGUUACCAGCAGUCCCCUUAUCGCUUAUGACCGCCUGCCGCCCAGGUUGCCUGCAAGCUCAACCGCGAAAGCCAUCUUCAAUUUCAACGCAUAGAACUAUUCCUAUAACCAGUCUACUAAAUAAUUACUAUCCAACUAAUCCACGAUAAUACAAUAAUACCCUACAACUACAAAAGGGGCGAAGCAGCGACCCACACAAAGGCACAGACCGAAGAUAAAUCAUUAUUUUCCGCUACGCAUUUACCUAAGGCAUACGGUCAGUAUACACGAAGUUCGUAGCUCACGCUCAAGUCACGCCAUACAACACACAGUAAACGUAACGACGACGAAGACAACAAUAAAAAGAAGAUACAAGCUCAAGUUGCUCCGGUCAAGAGUGUAUUUUUAGCAACAAACAUAUAACCGUCACAACAGCAGAUACAUCUACAGUAACGCGAACACCCACCUUAGACCUUCAUCGACAGUUAUACAUGAAUAGGGCGAAGCGAUGACGUCGAAGACAUAAUAGAAGUAUGCUUUUUCAAAAUAACACUAAGGAAAACGUAAGCCAUCCAACAACAGCGACGAUAGCAAAUAAAAUUUAAGGGGAUAUAUAGAAAGAACAAGCGAUACGUCAAGAAUAAUUGUGACAAUAGCAACAGCUACAAGUCAAAAAGGAAAAACGACCUAUUUCACCUUUUUGGUAGAAUAUUCUAUAUAUAUAUAUAUAUAUAUAUAUAUAUAUAUAUAUAUAUAUAUAUACACUAACUUUUAUUCCUCGAGUCAGAAGUGGUCUUCAGAAAAGCGAUUCAAAAAUCCCGCCUCAGGAUCGUCACCCGCCAGCGAGCGUCAACCCAGACAAACAACGUACAUUUUCCGCAUACGUAAUUCUGAUACGACAGAGUUUGAUAAAAGACGGGCAGACUUCAACAGCAGGACAGCAUUGAACAGAUUAACAAACAACAAAAAGAUAAAUUAGCCAAGUCUCAUAAAAAAGGAGACGCGUGCAUCUGUAUGCAUGCAUGCAUGUAUGUCUGUUCAGUAGGUGACUGUCUGCUACUUGACUGAUUCGAACGCCUAAUUAGAAACAAACAACUGACAACAGUCAAGACCCAACGAAGCAGCAGCUGUAUAUAAAAAGUAUACGAUAAAAUUUAUUGGAAAAGACAUUUUGAUUCUGUUUAAAUCGAAAAAGACAUAACAAUUGACUGUUUUCCCGACAAAUCAGUCCUCAUCGUUAUCAGCACUUGUGUCAAGCUCUUCGCUCAUAACUAUUGUUAUUAUAUUUACUCACUGCAACUUCAACUUCUUAACGUCAGACCACAGUUAACAGGCAACGAUAUCAACCAAGACAGUAUUCGUCGGACGAUCUAUCCGCCAACCAUCGGCAGCGCCAACUGAACAUAGAGGUAUAAGUAUUACAGAUAUUAUUAACGGAAUAGUAGCCACAGGCACAGCGGCGCCUACCACCUCCAGCAGUAGAAUCAGCUGCGUGGACACGUUGAAAACGCUGACGACGAGGAGGACGACGUAGGUUAAAGACAACACCAGUCGUCCUAAUUGUCAUCCCCUGUUGUUGAAGUUGCACUGGUCGUUCGCUCGCGAUUCAUCGCGGGCGGGUGAUUGGUUCGCGCGGCGGUUAACCAGUUGAUGGAUAUCGGCUAUAGCACAGGCUCACGUCAGGCUUACGAACAACAGGCCGCGGUUGCCCACCAGCAACAACAACAGACUGCGGCGCUGCAACAACAACAGCAGCAGCAGCAGCAGCAGCAGCAACAAAACAGCGGUCAACAACAACAACAGCAGCAGCAGCACGGUCUCCAGCAACAGCUGGUGCCACCGACUAUUUCAGUGACCGUGUCCGGCACAACCGGCACAACGGCGUACACGAACCCUCCGCCGCCGGUAAUUCCGGUGAAUCCCCCGCCUCCGGUACCCCAUCCCCCCAUGACCACCCUCAUCCAGGAACAGGCCCGUUACUCACACCCACCCGGUCACCGAUGGAUGCAACAAACCAAUGUCCCACCAGGAAAAUUCGGCGAAGAGAAAGCGUCCGCCUCCGAGGGUCCCGAUAUAUGUGCCUAUAUCCUAACCACAAUUUCGAUUCUUCUCAUUAUGAUGACAUUCCCGUUUUCACUUAUUUUUUGCAUAAAGGUUGUCCAGGAAUACGAGAGAGCAGUUAUAUUCAGGUUAGGUCGAUUGCUACGAGGAGGUGCUAAAGGUCCAGGUAUUUUCUUCAUAAUACCCUGCAUCGAUACCUACUGUAAAGUGGAUCUACGAACAGUGUCAUUUGACGUGCCUCCGCAGGAAGGCCAAGCGGACCCCUUCCGAGCGGAGUCGGCACCAGCAUACCUGUCUGCAUUCAUCCCAACAGAACCGCCUCCGCCGCUCGCCGAAGAUGUUUACUACGGGGUACCACCUCUAAAAAAUACAUAUGCAUGGAUUUUGUCCAAGGAUUCAGUGACAGUGGCGGUGGAUGCCGUGGUUUACUAUCGCAUCUCAAACGCCACCAUUGCCGUCUCCAAUGUGGAGGAUUACGGCCACUCGACGCGACUGUUGGCGGCCACUACACUUCGAAAUGUCUUGGGUACCAAAAACCUGUCGGAGAUUCUUUCCGAAAGAGAGUCGAUCAGUCACGUAAUGCAGGCGAGCUUAGACGAAGCAACCGACCCCUGGGGUGUCAAAGUGGAACGAGUUGAGAUAAAAGAUGUUCGUCUGCCAGUUCAACUACAGAGGGCUAUGGCGGCUGAAGCCGAAGCUGCCCGAGAGGCUAGAGCCAAGGUGAUCGCCGCCGAGGGAGAGCAAAGAGCCUCCCGAAGCCUGAAGGAGGCCGCAGAGGUGAUCGCGGACACGCCGUCAGCGCUGCAACUGCGUUACCUGCAGACGUUGGCGUCGAUUGCGGCCGAAAAGAACUCGACCAUCGUCUUCCCCAUUCCCAUGGAGCUCUUCUCCGGCUUUAUUGCUCAUGAUCAGAGACACGAGCCCCACAACAACGAUGGAGGGCCCAGCCCUCCUAUGGCGCCGCCGUUGGAGAAGAAGGAGCCGAUCGCAUAGCAACAACUAACCCCGGUCAGACGACUGCUGUUCUGGGCUCCCCCAGGGGGGCCCCGGAGGAUGUCGCUAGCUGCGCCCCCGCCAGCGUCCGCACCUCCGCCCCCUCCCAAGCUGUAAGACCGCGAAACAAAAUCGUGCCAUCAUCAUUACAACAUCACGAAUGAAUGAAAAGAACAUCAUCAACAACAACAACCAUUCAAAAUUCAUUACUCCUACCGUCUUCUUAGAUCUUGAAACCUGUAAAAAAAAAAAAAGGAAAACUACCACGGAGAAAAAUAAAGUGAGAAAGAAAAUAAGAAAAAAAAAGGAAAAAUUGACGAAACCUACAUUAAAAUUCAAUUUUAUGAGCCUCCGCCAUCAUUCAUGCACGCCAAAGCUUGAUAAGAAAGACAAUUUUAAUAUAAUAAUUACUCGAAUAUGAACAACCAUACACAACGCAUCAAAAGCAUUUAGACAUCUACAAAAACAAGAAGUUGAAGAAGCUCGUCACGAAUUUGAUCAUUCCAACCUGCUUGUUUUUCCCGGCUUCCUGUAAAGAACGAAAUUACCGGGUAAAAAAGGCGACAAAUAUACUAUAACAGCUACUUACAUUAUAACAGUUACUACGUCCCGGCUAUCACCAUCAAGCAUAUCCUACAAUUAGAAAGAUCGCCUAGGAAAAUUGUUAUCAUACACAGAUAACAAAAAUGCCUGGAUUGGUAACCACGAGCGUUGCAUAUGCCUGUUCAUAUCUCGUAUAUACCUCUAUCUAAUACUAGCAGUAAAAGGAAGUCAACACAGUUCCGGCAGGAACUUGUCGAAUAGGAACAACAACAAACGGCAGCUAAGUACGUCAUUACGAGGCAUUUUAUGGAUCAGCGUCGCGUAACGAUAAGAUGAUAAGACGAAAAAUUCAUAAGCGAAAAUGUCAUGUACCUCAUUAGGAAUUGAGACUACUGAUUAUUAUUAGUACGUCGCUGUCAGUAGAAAUAAGUCUUAAUGGCAUCCUUCAUCAACAGUCAACAGUACAUUCUGAAAUUUCUCUAAUUACUCGAAAAUGACUCCUAACCGUGGAUCGUUGUACUUAGCCCAUUUGGAUCGGAUUUUGAAUUUUGGCGGCAUUAUUAUUUCCGGCCGGCAGCCUGACCACCGAUUUGAAAAACGUAUUCACAUGGAUACCACACAGCGAAACACGGGCCGCUGGUGCAUUUGUGAAAACAACGACGAGCGACGAUAAACCCAGCGCCAAAAAAUCGUCCAUUGAAGCAGUUCGGCACGAAGGUGCCAUGUGUAACAGCGACCUGACACAUUACAAGAUGGAUGUUUAGAAAAACAGAAGCAGCGGCAACAAAGACAAAAAACUAUUGAAGAUGAUUUCAUGCAAUAUCUAUCCAUUGCAGUAGAACCAACGAAGACAAAAUCGCGCUUCGUAUCACUGCAAACAAAUGGCGCAGAAUCGGCACGAAAGAGAACACUUUGAAAAUUUUCUCCAGCAAGGAUCAGCUAAAGGAAUGAAACUAAAUAGCAACGCCCUGAACCUACCGUCGAAAUCCGUUGCUACUAAACGGACACCCUUUCUUUAAUCGCUUAACAACAGAGACAAUAGCUAAUGAAAUUUGCUGAGAUUCUCCGCGGCACCGAAAAUCCCUUAGACGUAUACGCCGGCGAACGGGGCAGGAGGAGCUUACGAGAGAAGCCAGAAUGCAAUCUACCUGAUCAGUAAACUAUAACGCCAUGAUGCAUAUAAACGAAAUCCAUGAAAAAAGCUUAAUGGACUAUUAAACGCGAUAAGUUGAGCUCGUCGGUUGACCAUAUGCGGACGCAUUGGCAUUUUGAAGCUUUACCCUAAGCAAUGACACUAUUUCCAGAUUGGAUAAGGACAUCAUUAACAACUAUAUGUGAAGUCUGAAAGCCGAAGCGGGUAAGAAUAGCAGCCAGGACUAAAACACGCGUAACGCACAUCAAAGUGUUUCGCGUACACGUGUCAUGAGGUGGGUUAACGUUGAAGCAUUCGAAGAUAGAAAUUCGAAGUGAAAGACUCGAAGUUCCGCAACUCAGCCAGCUUCCUUGUAGCAACGAAAAAUUCGAUGCUGAGAAGGGUCCUAACAAAAGGAAACCCUCACUUGUUAACACCGCCACUCCCGCGCCUGUAAUUUUUCCCUUCUUUUCACCGGUUACUGUACAGCUGAACAAGCAGUUACUACAAAUAUAUAUCAAAAUGAUAUUUCGGUUACGGCCAGUACCAUCAAGGCCAAUGGCACUGGUAAUUCGGUUGCGUAAGUGAAUUGCUCGUAUUUUUCAAAACAAAGCCAUGAAAAUUGAACGUUUUUGUAUAACCGCAAUAAUUAGAAAACUAUAUGUGAACUAAGAUUACAAACACGUUAUUGUUUAAUGUGAACGUCUGACGACUCGAGCAGUUCUGAUUAAAAUAAUCCUGAUGGACUUAUAAUUAAAAAAAAAGUGCCUGACUGAUUGAUUGAUGAUUGAUAUGAGAAUUUUUUUUUAUCCUGUAAGCAGUGCAAAUGCAAAACGCUAAACGCAGAUGUGUGUGCGCCUCCCUAUUUUAUUUGUGCAACUUACACAGUUUUUCCGUGUGUUUCAUGCAGGCACGACGAAUGAAUAAACACCCAUUUAAUAACCAAACAAAUAUACGCCACUUUCCCUCCCCUCGCGUCAACGAUGAUCUGAGAAUGUGGCCUCGCUCUCACCGAUAUAUAUAUAUCGUCGAGAGCAAGGCC